CGGACCUUAGCGCCAUCCCGCUCCCCCCCCCGCCCCUUGUCAUUGGCGGCCCUGCUGGAGGCAGCGCAGGGACGGCGGCGAUGUCUUGCUGCGGAAGCGGCGCCGGAGGCCUCGGCCGCCUCCUUCUGCUCCUGCAGAAGAAUGGGGUACGGCACUGUUCCUAUUCAGCCACCCGGAAAAACCUGUACAUCACUAAAGAUACAAAGGUUAUUUGUCAAGGUUUCACUGGCAAACAGGGCACUUUCCACAGUCAGCAGGCCUUGGAGUACGGCACCAAUUUAGUAGGAGGGAUUUCGCCAGGCAAAGGGGGCAAAACCCACUUGGGACUUCCAGUUUUUAAUUCCGUCGAGGAGGCUAAAGUAAAAACGGGUGCUACCGCCUCAGCCAUAUACGUGCCGCCACCCUUCGCUGCCGCUGCCAUCAAUGAAGCCAUUGACGCAGACAUCUCCCUUGUUGUGUGCAUUACAGGUAUUCCCCAGCAGGACAUGGUGCGCGAGCACCGGUUGCUUCGUCAGAACAAGACUCGACUGGUCGGCCCCAAUUGCCCGGGAGUCAUCAACCCUGGAGAAUGUAAAAUUGGUAUCAUGCCUGGCCACAUUCACAAGAAGGGAAGAAUCGGUAUUGCUAUCCAGAUCUGGCACUUUGACUUAUGAAGCCG
Molecule: messenger RNA, 658 nt
Organism: Thamnophis elegans (Western terrestrial garter snake)
Lineage: Eukaryota; Metazoa; Chordata; Lepidosauria; Squamata; Natricidae
Gene: SUCLG1
Product: succinate-CoA ligase GDP/ADP-forming subunit alpha
Biological process (GO): tricarboxylic acid cycle
Cellular component (GO): succinate-CoA ligase complex (ADP-forming); mitochondrion
Molecular function (GO): succinate-CoA ligase (GDP-forming) activity; succinate-CoA ligase (ADP-forming) activity
Source: RefSeq, a predicted model, not a curated record